Molecule: messenger RNA, 942 nt
Organism: Cylicocyclus nassatus
Lineage: Eukaryota; Metazoa; Nematoda; Chromadorea; Rhabditida; Strongylidae
Source: the annotation of a GenBank genome assembly
CAUAUCAUUCGCGUUCUCAGCUCUAGGUAUGUCUUUUCGCGGACGAGGCGGUGGCGGCGGUGAUCGAGGUUUUCGCGGUGGAGGAAGAGGUGGUUUUCGUGGUGGAGGCGGAAGAGGCGGGUUCCGAGGAGGUCGCGGCGGCGGAGGUGACAGAGGAUACGAUCAAGGUCCACCCGAAGAGGUAAUCGAAGUUGGCGAAUUCACCCAUACUUGCGAAGACGACAUCGUUUGUAAAACUACAUGCGGCAAGAUCCCAUUUUUCAAUGCUCCAUUGUAUUUUCAAAGCAAGGAAAAAAUCGGAAAAAUUGACGAAAUCUUUGGAAGUAUAUUAGACAACGGAUUUUCUGUAACGCUCGCAGACGGUGUGAAAGCCAAUUCUUUCAAGUUGGGACAAAAGCUCUAUAUCGAUCCAGCGAAGCUCAUGCCUAUUGAACGGUUCCUUCCCGGAGCUCCUCGUGGUGGACGGGGACGAGGUGGCCGUGGUAGGGGAGGUGAUCGCGGUCGCGGUGGAGAUCGUGGAGGAUUCCGCGGACGUGGUGGCUUUGGUGGAGACCGUGGCGGUAGAGGAGGCUUCGGUGGCGGGAGAGGUGGACGUGGUGGAUUUAAUGGAGAUCAUCGAGGUGGUCGCGGCGGCUAUGGAGACCGCGGAGGUCGAGGCGGAUUUGGAGGAAAUCGUGGAGAUCGAGGCGGUUUCAAACGGUCAUACGACGGCGGUAACACACCACAAAACAAGAAGAUCAAGUUUGAUGACUAAUCGUUUUUUUUCAUCUCAUUAUAUUAACUAUUUGUUCUCGAUUGUUAAAAGUCGCUAGUAGUUGACUUCUAUGACUACUGCUGUUGUUAUGUUGUUAUCUCUCUUCGCGAGAUUCUCUUCCUUGUUUUUGUGUUGUUGUGAAAUGCAUAGGUAUAAGUUUAGUUCAGCUUUUGAAGUGUAAUGAAAAU